Emiliania huxleyi CCMP1516 is the source of this 534-nucleotide messenger RNA. RefSeq lists its product as hypothetical. The transcript has 3 exons. Bases 1 to 534 code for a protein of 177 amino acids. Lineage: Eukaryota; Haptophyta; Isochrysidales; Noelaerhabdaceae. The record is from RefSeq and is a predicted model, not a curated record.
AUGUCGCAGCCUCCUUCCGGACCACAGGACAUGACCAACAUCGCGCAGCAGGUGGCGAACGACUUCGUGUCGGAGGGCAUGCGGUCGAUGUUCACGGGCUUCCUCAAGGGCAACACACACGACAACGACUACGACGGCAACUGCGCGGCCAACCCCAACGCGCCGACCAACAGCGCGGCCAGCGACACCACCAAGGACGACAAGAUCCUCGCCGCGAUCAACAACCUCGCCGAGUCGCUCAAGGAGAAGACGAGCGCGCCGCCGGGGCCCAACACGGGGUCCAUUUCUACUGCGCCGCUCCUCGUCAACGAGGACGCCAUGGCGAAGAAGAUCGCCGCGGAGGUCGCGGACGGCCUCAAGGAGGCGGUGGUGCCCUUCUUCAAGGCGCAGGCCGGCUUCAUGCAGAAGAUGCUGGCCAAGGAGACGUCGCUCCCACGGCAGCGCCUCUCCUUCGGGUCGCCGGAGGUGACCGAGCUGGACGACUCGCCGAAGGCGGCGGAGGAGACUGGCCUCGAGGAGGAUGCGGCGGCGUAG